Chlamydomonas reinhardtii is the source of this 5056-nucleotide messenger RNA. RefSeq lists its product as uncharacterized. The coding region runs from base 57 to 4244 and encodes 1395 amino acids. NCBI's taxonomy places the organism in Eukaryota, Viridiplantae, Chlorophyta, Chlorophyceae, Chlamydomonadales, Chlamydomonadaceae. The record is from RefSeq and is a predicted model, not a curated record. The transcript has a single exon.
GCAAAACGCUCACAGCUCAGACCCGAGGCACGAUGGAUGAACUUACAAUAGUAAACAUGGAUAUGCAACGUUUGCAAGCGCGGUUGAAGCUCAUGGAGGCUCGGGAUGAUGAGCAAUACAAGUUGCUCAGGGAAACUCAAUUGGGCCUUGAAGAAGCAAAACAGCAGUUGAAGCUGGCAGAGGGCAGGGCGACGGCAGCAGAGGCCCGCGCUGCUCAGGCAGAAGCGCAGGCCGCACCGGCCCCGCCUGGAGCCCAGGUCGCCACAGAGGCCCGGGCUGCAGAGGCGGAGACCCGUGCUACCGCAGAAGCUGAGGCGCGGGCGGCAGCGGAGGCGCGGGCAGCGGCGGCGGAUGCUCGGACGGCGCAGGCGGAGACCCGUGCUACCGCAGAAGCUGAGGUACGGGCGGCAGCGGAGGCGCGGGCAGCGGCGGCGGAUGCUCGGACGGCGCAGGCGGAGACCCGUGCUACCGCAGAAGCUGAGGCACGGGCAGCGGCGGAGGCGCGGGCAGUGGCGGCGGACGCUCGGACGGCGCAGGCGGAGACCCGUACUGCCGCUGAAGCUGAGGCGCGGGCGGCAGCGGAGGCGCGGGCAGCGGCGGCGGAUGCUCGGACGGCGCAGGCGGAGACCCGUGCUACCGCAGAAGCUGAGGCACGGGCGGCAGCGGAGGCGCGGGCAGCGGCGGCGGACGCUCGGACGGCGCAGGCGGAGACCCGUGCUGCCGCUGAAGCUGAGGCGCGGGCGGCAGCGGAGGCGCGGGCAGCGGCGGCGGAUGAGUGCGCUGCAGCCGCGGGUCUCCGGGCGGCUGCGUCCAAGUCGCGGGCGGAUCGGGAGGUCUCAUCUGCGAGGGCAGCCGUGGCGGCGGCGGAGGCGCGGGCGGCAAAGGUGAAGCAGGAGGCUGCAGAUGUCCACAGGCAGUUUGGGGCUGAUGGAAGCGGAAGCGGAGGCGGAGGCGGGGCAACUGCACGAGACGCGGAGAUUGCGCAACUGCGCGAGCUGGUGAAGCGUGUGCUGGCUGAGGCAGAGGAGCUGAAAGCACGCGUGGCGGCUUUUCAGCGGGAGGUGGAGGCGCUGCAGACGCCGUCAGGGCAGCCAACUGAAGCGGCACAACAGCCGCAGACGCAGCAACAGCACCCCCAGCAACAGCCGCCGCAAGGGCUGCAGCAGCAGCCGCAGGAAGGAGAGCCGCCGCAGCAGGAGGCGCCAGAGCAGGGACAGACACCGCCGCCCCUGGAGGAAGAUCUGACAGCGGCAGUGGAUGCAGCCGGCUCGGCUUCAGCCAACUCACCGCCCUCGCCGCGGUAUGCUGCGCCAUCGCCCGCAUUGCUGCCGGCUGCCGGGCCGUUGGUGCUCGAGCCGGACUUCCUCCCAGAGCAGGGGCCGCCGCUGUUGCCGCAGCUGCAGCACGUUGAGCCGCCGCCUCUGCAUGCGGAAGACGACGCUCGUUGGCAGCAGCAGCAGCAGCAGCAGCAGCAGCAGCAGCAGCAGCAGCAGCAGCAGCAGCCCGCGUGCGCCACCGGCCGAAGCAGCGGGUCGGGAGUCGGAGCCGGCGGCAUCAGGGGCAUGGCCUCGCACCGUGCCGAGCCGCAGCAGCAGCCGGCUGCAGCAGCGGCGGCAGCAGCGGCAGCGGGCUCCAACAGCGACGCCGUGCAGCGGCCCAGCAAGCGUCAGCGCGUUGGGCCGGUCACGCCGGGUCAGGUGCAUGAGGCGCGACCAGCUAGCAAUGCUGAUGCGACGGCAGGCGCAGCUGCUGACACUGCUGACACUGCUGGCGUGGCGGCGACUGAAGCUCCUGCUCCCGCUGCUGCUGCGGCUGCUGCUGCGGCUGCGGCUGCGGAUGCGGAUGCGGAUGCGGAUGCGGCUCCGGCUCCGGCUCCGGCUGCGGCUGCGGCUCCGGCUGCGGCUCCGGCUCCGGCUGCGGCUCCGGCUCCGGCUGCGGCUCCGGCUCCGGCUGCGGCUGCGGCUCCGGCUCCGGCUCCGGCUGCGGCUCCGGCUCCGGCUGCGGCUGCGGCUGCGGCGGCGGAUGCGGCUCCGGCUGCGGCUGCGGCUCCGGCUCCGGCUGCGGCUCCGGCUGCGGCUCCGGCUGCGGCUCCGGCUGCGGCUCCGGCUGCGGCUCCGGCUCCGGCUGCGGCUGCGGCUCCGGCUCCGGCUCCCGCUGCGGCUGCGGCUCCGGCUGCGGCUGUGGCUCCGGCUGCGGCUCCGGCUGCGGCUGCGGCUGCGGCUCCGGCUCCGGCUGCGGCGGCGGCGGCGGCGGCGGCUGCGGCUCCGGCUGCGGCUGCGGCUCCGGCUCCGGCUGCGGCUCCGGCUCCGGCUGCGGCUCCGGCUGCGGCUCCGGCUCCGGCUGCGGCUGCGGCUGCGGCGCCAGCCGUCGGCGCUCAGCCCAGCACGCCAGGGGGCCGGUCGCGGGCUUUCAACAGCCUGCGGCCGCAGCGGCUGCUGGGUGCGAGAGCAGGCCCGGCGCCCGGGCCACAGCAUGGGCCUCCCGACGCCCCGCCGGGCUCGUUGUGGGAGCUGCAGCAGCGCCUUGCAGCAGUGGCGGCGGGCGGUGGCGGCGGGGCGCUGGAUCUCGACUUUGGAGGUGCGGAGCUGCCGCCAGGGCCGAAGCCGCUGCCGGGUACGGGCGCGCUGCGCAUCGAGUGCGGCGUGCCGGUGACGCUCCGCAAUGCCGUGCUGCCUGCCUGCGUGGUGGUGGAGCGCUGCCCGCUGGCGGUGCUUGUCGACGUGACCUGUCGGGCAGUGCCCUGGCGGUGGGUGCGUACCGGCGGCUGCUGGCAACCGGUGGCGGAGGCCUUGGUGACGGUGUCGGGCGCAGGCACGCUCGCAUUUCUGGACCGCUGCCCCUUGCAGAUGAAGGCGGCUGGAGCCGCUGCAAGCGCCGGAGCCGCCGCCGGAGUCGGCUCCGCUGCAGCUGCCACCGGAGCUGCCGGCGCGGCAGGGACUGGCGGUGACAGCAGCAGCGGCGGCACCAGCGGCGAUCUCGGGGCGGCGGAGCCUCCGCUGGCGAAGGACCCGAAUACGGGGUUGGUGUACAGCCGGCACGGCGUCAUGGCCCGAUACGGCGCCACUGCCGUACUCCGUGACUGCAGCGUGGCGGGCGCGCACCCGGUGGCGCUGCAGCGGGACACGCCGCGCAUCGACAACAAGGUGCCAUUCGCCUCCAUGGGCGUGGCGGCGGAGGGCGAGGGCAGCCGGGUGGUGGCAGUGGGCGUGACCGUGUCGGACUGUGUGGUGGGCUUCGAGGCGUACGAGGGCGCGCACGUGCAGGCCUACGGCUGCGGCGCGCGUGACGGCGCCAACGGCUUCGCCGCGGAGAGCCGCGGGCAAGUGCACUGCGACGACCGCGCAGCGGGCGAGACCGCGCUUGCCGCCUUCCAGCUUGGCAGCAGUAACAGCAGAGGCGAUGGCAGUGGCGCCGGCGGCAGCGGCAGCGGCGCUGCGAGUGCUGGCGCCGGGGAUGCCCGUGGCUCGGGCUGCUAUGCGGUCAACAUGCUGGAGAGCAGCUUUGACGUCCAGCACGCGGGCUCACUGGUCGAGCUGCGCCCUGGCUGCUGGUCGCGCGGCGCGGCGCACUCGGCUGUCAUGGCCAGCAAGAAGGGAACGCUGCGAGCACGCGGUUUUUCGUCCCACGAGGACGAGAGUGGCUUCUUCGCUGUGGACGACAAAACGGUCAUGGAGUUGGGCGCCGGUUGCGUCGUGCGGGGAGCAAAGGCACGUGGCGUCGUGUCACAGGACAAGGCGCGGAUACGGAUUGGUCCGGCACCGCCCGCGUCGCCGGAGCCGACGGACUCGGAAGGCGGCGGUGGCGGUGGCGGUGGCGGUGGCGGUGGCGGUGGCGGCAGCGGCGGCGCAGGGCCUGGAUCCGCGGCGGCGGCAGCUGCAGCAGGCGCGCCGGGAGUGGGAGGCCAGGACUGGGACGUCCUGGUGGACGGCUGUGGGGCGGGAGAGGGCGGGUGUGACGGCGAGGGAUUCCUGGCGGUUGGUGGCGAACUGAUGCUGCGGCCGGGCGCCCGUGUGGCCGCUGUCGACUGCGCCGCGGACGGCUUCGUGGCAGCCAGUGGCGGGAAGCUGGACGCGACGGCGGCGUCCGAGUGCCUGGCGCAGGGCUGCCAGAAGAGCGGGUUUUGCGUCGAGGACCGGGGCUCUAAGCUGGCGCUGGGCAGCGGCGUGUGCAGGGCGGUGGGCAAUGUGGAGGGCGGUGUGGUCGUUGAGAAGGGCGGCGUGGUGCAGGGAGCGCUGGUGGGCUGAGAAAGGUGCCGACUCGACUUUGUUUGAUGUGCGUUGGUUGACUGUUGCAGAUGCCUUGGGACACGUUGCAUGGUUUGCACGCUCCACAUACUGGUAGUACUUAAGGGACAGCGUUACGGCGCAAUGGUAUGAUUCAAAGGGACGUGUGGAACGAAGUUGACAUGAAGCGACGAGGCGGGGUUUGGGCGAAGAUGUAUGUUUCAGUAUUGGCGAGGUGCGCGAGUCAGAGAGCCAGUAGCUUGUCACCGCAGGAUGUACUUACUCAAAUGAAACGCGAAUGUACCAUAUCCAUACCAUAUGUAUGAACGGGCACCCACACGGGCAGGUGGGUGCUCGACAUCAUCUUGUCACAGGGCUUGCUGGUGCAGUGGUCAGUGGUGGGAGGCCUUCAGAACCCAUGAUGUGUGCCUCAAUGCGGCGGUUGGUUUCGUGGGCUCAUUGAGGGCGUGCUUUGUGUAUGUACGUAUGUAACGGCACCGCAGCUAUUGUGAGGACAGAUAGUAGGACACGUAGGAGGUAGGAUUCCCAAUGACGAAUGGCAACAGUGCCGUGGCGGUGGCGCUCGGGUCGGGCGUGUUUUCGUGCCGACAUGAUCCCGGUCUUGCGAGGCGCUGACGCAAAGCUAUGCCAAAUCGGGAAGAAUUUUUAAACAACACUAUGUGAAUGGCAACAGUGGCGCCGUGGCGGACUGGCGGUGGCGCUCGGGUCAGGCGGAUCGUCUGCGUGUUUUCGUGCCGACAUGAUCCCGGUCUUGCGAGCAACGAAAAGAUGUGCAAAACAACAUAACGAGAAUGUUGAGUAUUUAAUGGUGG